UUUUCACAUCUUCCAUGUCCUGUUCCAGAUUUUUCACUUUCCCUUUAGCUUAUAUUAGCCAUCACCGAAUCCAACCGCAACCCUUUCUGUUGCCUUCUUCUUCUUCUUCCUCUUCCUCUGCUCUCUUUAGAUCAAGCAAAAAUGGCGAAACCACACAGAGCACCAUCUGGCCGUACAAAUCUAGCUUCUUGUAUAGUAGCCACCAUCUUCUUAAUCUUUCUUGUUAUCAUAAUCCUCAUCGUCUUCUUCACAGUUUUCAAACCUAAAGACCCCAAAAUCUCCGUCAACGCUGUUCAGCUCCCUUCCUUCUCCGUCUCCAACAACACCGUCAACUUCACCUUCUCCCAGUACGUUUCUGUCAAGAACCCUAAUAGAGUUUCCUUCUCUCACUAUGACAGUACCCUCCACCUCCUCUACUCCGGCUCCCAAGUCGGCUUUAUGUUCAUUCCUGCUGGCAAGAUCGAUGCUGGUCAGACCCAGUACAUGGCUGCGACCUUCGCCGUUCAGUCCUUUCCCUUGUCCACCUCACCGGAUGCGGCGGUGAAUGUGGGUCCGACUUUCAGUGACGGUGGCUUCGGCGGUGGUCCCGGUGUUAAUAAUGGGUUCCGAGUAGGACCGACGAUGGAGAUUGAGUCAAGGGUUCAAAUGGCGGGUAGGGUUCGGGUACUCCACAUUUUUACGCAUCACGUGGAGGCUAAGGCUGGGUGCAGAGUCGUCAUUGCUGUGAGUGACGGAUCUGUGUUAGGCUUCCAUUGCUAGCAAUUCCUUCUCUGGAUUGUUCAUCUUCUAGAUCUUAAUUUAACUGUAGUCGUUUUAGUGUCUUUUGGGUUUUGAAUUAGCAUAUCUAAUUGUUGAAGAAAUUGUAAAAAUUGAUUUUGGUAGUAAUAUUUUCUGUGGCCUGUGAUCUAUAUUUUGAAAAUUUUUGAGCUUUUGUAA
This is a messenger RNA of Manihot esculenta (cassava), 936 nucleotides long. RefSeq lists its product as uncharacterized. Bases 142 to 759 code for a protein of 205 amino acids. Lineage: Eukaryota; Viridiplantae; Streptophyta; Magnoliopsida; Malpighiales; Euphorbiaceae. The record is from RefSeq and is a predicted model, not a curated record. The transcript has a single exon.